Balearica regulorum gibbericeps (East African grey crowned-crane) is the source of this 1365-nucleotide messenger RNA. NCBI's taxonomy places the organism in Eukaryota, Metazoa, Chordata, Aves, Gruiformes, Gruidae. The record is from RefSeq and is a predicted model, not a curated record.
AAACAUCCAGAGAUAAAAGCGUUGAUGAAGCCAGACUAUAACUUGAUCUGGGUGGUUGUGCUGAUGGUUCUUGCGCAGUUGACUGCAUUUUACCUAGUUAAAGACUUGGACUGGAAAUGGGUAAUCUUCUGGGCAUACGUUUUUGGAAGCUGUAUUAGCCACUCCAUGACUCUGGCUAUUCAUGAGAUCUCUCACAAUAGUGCCUUUGGUAACAGCAGAGCAAUGUGGAAUCGAUGGUUUGGAAUAUUUGCCAACCUCCCUCUUGGUCUCCCAUAUUCCAUAUCCUUCAAGAGAUACCACAUGGAUCAUCAUCGUUAUUUAGGAGGUGACGGAAUUGAUGUGGAUAUUCCUACCAACUUUGAAGGCUGGUUUUUCUGCACCCGCUUUAGGAAGUUCAUAUGGAUUGUUCUUCAGCCUUUUUUCUAUGCAAUUAGACCUCUCUGCAUCAAUCCCAAACCCAUUACUCGACUUGAAAUAAUCAAUUUGUUGGCUCAGCUUUCCUUUGAUGCCGUGAUAUAUUAUUUAUGGGGAGUCAAAUCCACUUUUUACAUGCUUGCUGGUUCAGUACUUGGACUUGGGCUGCACCCAAUUUCAGGACACUUCAUAGCUGAACAUUACAUGUUUUUAAAAGGGCAUGAGACGUAUUCCUACUAUGGGCCACUUAAUUUGCUCACUUUUAAUGUUGGUUAUCACAAUGAACAUCAUGACUUCCCCAAUAUUCCUGGCAAGAGCCUUCCACUGGUGAAGAAAAUAGCAGCUGAAUACUAUGACAACCUGCCACAAUAUAACUCUUGGAUUAAAGUACUGUAUGACUUUGUGAUGGAUGACACAAUCAGCCCGUAUUCACGCAUGAAAAGGCAAUUAAAGGGUGAAGUGAAGCAAGAUUAAACUUCUGGCGGCAAAAAAACCCAAUUUGAAAUAUCUGCUUGCUUUAAAGUGGCUGGUAUAAGGUCUCUUGCUAAAGAUGUUCACCAGUGUCCUGAAUUAAGAUCUACAGCAACAUAGCAAUGCAUCCUAAAGAAUUUUGUAGCAGACUCCUACCAGCUCUAACAUUCCUCGCAGUCCUCAGAUUCAUUGGUUUAAUGUGUAUAUGUUUGCCUAAGUAUCAGUGUUAUAUGCAUAAUGCUAAAUCACUUUGUUACAGAUUUUACUUUGGCAGGUGUUAAAUCUAUAGCGUAUCUGUCUGACUCUUAAAAUAUUAAAAGUUCUCAAUGUAGUACACAGCCCACAAUGCGCUACUUAGAUGACUGUAGUGUUAAUGCUGUACUUGUUAAUUCUAAACUAACAUGAUUUGUUAACUUAAACCUUCUCUUGAACCUGAUUCCUAACUUAUGGGUGGAAGAACUAAAUUUGCACAGAAAUGUU